GACCGUUGGUGGUGAAAGAUACCUACCUUUUGUGCCCGGCUCCUGUACUGGAAAAAGAGGGAACAUGUGCCACUCUCCACGUCAGCAUGAAUAAUGGCCUGAGCUUCGUAUCAAGCUCUGUCACAAUUACUGCAGUCACAUGUUCUGAUGGGACCUUUGUUGCCAUAGCGUUGCUCAUCCUUUUGCUCCUGCUCAUCGUCCUCCUGCUCUGGUGGUUCUGGCCUCUCUGCUGCACCGUGGUAAUUCACGAGCCGCCUCCUCCAGUAAUAGAGGACAGCUCCGAUGACGAGGAUGGUUUCCCCAAGAAGAGGUGGCCCACAGUGGACGCCUCGUACUACGGAGGACGUGGAGUCGGAGGCAUCAAAAGAAUGGAG
Molecule: messenger RNA, 374 nt
Organism: Notothenia coriiceps (black rockcod)
Lineage: Eukaryota; Metazoa; Chordata; Actinopteri; Perciformes; Nototheniidae
Product: anthrax toxin receptor 1-like
Exons: 5
Cellular component (GO): plasma membrane; cell surface
Molecular function (GO): transmembrane signaling receptor activity
Source: RefSeq, a predicted model, not a curated record